CUCUUUCGUUGCAACAUUUCGUCCCCCGAUUUGUUUGUUUUCAUUCAAGCUCACAAAAAUUUUCAGAUUUGCGAUAUCAUCCACAAACACUCGAUCCGCAGAAAGACAGAGUAUCGAACCAUGACGAGGACUACUAGAGCUAAAAAGAAAGAUACUGGUAUCAAGUCCGAGGACAAGCAGCCUGUUUCUGUCAAGAAGGAAACCAAGCACAAGAUUGUCAAAGAUGAGGAGAUUGUCAAAGAGAAUGACGACGCUGCGAUCUCUGUGCCGUUUGAAGUGGGAAAGUUCCACAAGAUGGCUCUCCUCAAGCUGCUGUUCUGUCACCACAGCGGCCAAGAACUGACCUACAAGGAGCUCUCGGAUGCGAUGGGGGUUGGCGAAAAGACCAAGGCUUGGCAAUGCGAAGCAUGGAGGGACUUGAAGAAAAACGAGUACAUUGUCCCUUCUGGAACGGACAAGAAGCUCAAGCUCUCCGAAAAGGGCGUGGAACUGGCGACAAGCUUUGCCAGUGACGAGGAACUGGCCGACUACAAGAUGCCGGAAACCAACGAGGAGCAUCACGAGAAGAUCAAGUCCAAGCUGAUGCGGCAGGACAAGGCCAAGAAGAUGGGCCCCAAGAUUUUUGAUCUCCUCGUUGAAAACAAGGACAAUCCCAUGACAAACCAUGAGAUGGCGGCCAAGUUCAACACGCUGGCCGAUUCGCAUUCCUUCUUUUAUGGCUUUCAAGCUUUGAAGAAGAUGGGAUUGGUGGAGACCACCGGAGAGUCCAAGAAACCCGAUGAAGAGCCCAUGAAAAUCGAUGAAGAGGAGCCCAAGGAGGAAGAGGAUGCCAUCAACGACGAAACAACUGACGGAGAUGACAAACCCAAGAAGAAGAAGAAGAAGAAGAAGAGCAAGAAGAGCAUGUCUGGUGGUAAGCUUUGGAAGCUCUCUGAGAAGGCCUUUCUAGUGACGGCGAAGGAGAACGCCCCAGUCAAGUUGGACGAAGAAUGAGUGGCAGGCACAUUAUGGUGGAACUAUUAUAUAAGAAUGGAACGUGGCGAAGCAGGCAGUGCGUAUUCUUCCCAGCAGGGCAGAGCUUGGAUAAAGUGGCAGUAACAUCAUCUAUUAUUAAGAGCCCACAUUUGCAAUUC
Messenger RNA from Seminavis robusta, 1133 nucleotides. Lineage: Eukaryota; Bacillariophyta; Bacillariophyceae; Naviculales; Naviculaceae. The record is from the annotation of a GenBank genome assembly.